Molecule: messenger RNA, 2202 nt
Organism: Sporothrix brasiliensis 5110
Lineage: Eukaryota; Fungi; Ascomycota; Sordariomycetes; Ophiostomatales; Ophiostomataceae
Product: mitochondrial ribosomal protein subunit S4
Exons: 3
Coding region: 1-2202 (733 amino acids)
Molecular function (GO): protein binding
Source: RefSeq, a predicted model, not a curated record
AUGUCCGGUAAUACUGUGCGCGGCACGCCGAACCGUGGCCAAGCCCGCGGCGCCAUUCCGUUCAACAACAGCCCGGCCGCCAACUCGAGCAUACCGCGGCCUGUACUCGACAACCACAGCCACAUCGGCUCCGAUGGUGGUGCCGCCGCCGGCGGUGGCGGUGGUGGUGCUGCUUCGUCGGUCAGCGCCAGUCGGCAGAAGCAGUCAAAGCGGGACGAGGCCAUCCGCCGCAAACUCGAAAGCGAUCUGAACAAGAAGAAGCCGAGCGCGCCUGGCCGCGCCCGCCACUCCCGGAAGGCCCCGCCAGGCACCGUCCUGGCCCUCAAGCCGAGCCCUGCUCUGCAGAUCAAGCCCGCCACCACAGUGGCCGAGGCCGCCCAGCUGAUGGCCGCCAAGCGUGAGGACUGCGUGCUCGUUACCGACGACGACGACCGCAUUGCCGGCAUCUUCACCGCCAAGGAUCUGGCGUUCCGUGUGGUCGGUGCCGGUCUCAAGGCCAACACCGCCACCAUUGCCGAGAUCAUGACCAAGAACCCCCUGUGUGCCCGCACCGAUACCAGCGCCACGGACGCCCUCGAUCUCAUGGUGCGCAAGGGCUUCCGCCAUCUCCCCGUCAUGGACGAGAACCAGGAUAUUUCGGGCAUUCUGGACAUCACAAAGUGCUUCUACGACGCCAUGGAGAAGCUGGAGCGCGCGUACUCCUCGUCGCGCAAGCUUUACGACGCCCUCGAGGGUGUGCAGUCCGAGCUCGGCGCCAGCCAGCCGCAGCAGAUCAUCCAGUACGUUGAGGCGCUGCGGUCCAAGAUGUCGGGACCCACGCUCGAGUCUGUCCUCAACGGCCUACCGCCGACCACCGUCAGCGUGCGCACCUCGGUCAAAGAAGCCGCCCAGCUGAUGAAGGACAACCACACGACGGCCGUGCUGGUCCAGGACCAGGGCGCCAUCACGGGCAUUUUCACGAGCAAGGAUGUCGUCCUGCGCGUGAUUGCGCCCGGCCUGGACCCGGCCAACUGCAGCGUUGUGCGCGUCAUGACGCCGCACCCCGACUUUGCGCCGAUGGAUAUGAGCAUCCAGGCGGCGCUGCGCAAGAUGCACGACGGCCACUACCUCAACCUCCCCGUCAUGAACGACAGCGGUGAGAUCGUCGGUAUGGUCGACGUCCUCAAGCUGACCUACGCCACCCUUGAGCAAAUCAACACCAUGUCCAGCGGCGACAGCGAAGGCCCCGCCUGGAACAAGUUCUGGCUCUCCCUCGACCACGAGACCGAGUCCAUGGUCUCGGGCGACGGCAGCCACCACCACACCCACAUGACCUCGUCGCGCAUGAUGUCGCCCGAGCUGUCCCGCGACGCCCAUGGCAACAUCCUCCACGGCCGCGUCGAUAGCGUCGCGCCGGGCGAUUCUGCCUCCCAUGUCGGCGUCGAGUCUCCGCCGCACUCGGCCGUGGCGCCCAUCACACCCGAGCUUCCGCCCAGCGAGGUUCCAUUCCCCUUCAAGUUUAAGGCCCCGAGCGGCCGUGUGCACCGCCUCCAGGUGAUUGCCACCCAGGGCAUUGCCGUCUUUGUCGAGAAUGUUGCGUCCAAGCUGGGGGCCGAGGCCGACACCAUUGGCGGCGUCCCUGCCGUAGCCGACGGCAAGGUCACCGGCGCCGGGUUUGCCAUUAGCUACCUGGACGACGAAGGCGAUUCGGUGUCCAUCACGGCUGACCAGGACCUGGUUGAGGCUGUGCUGUUGGCCCGCCACGGCCACCUGGAGAAGGUCGACCUAUUUGUGCACGACCCGUCGAAGCCGCCCGUUGCCGCGGCCGCCGCCCCUGCUCUUCCGACGCCGGCCUCUUCGGACCGUGCCACGUCGGGCGUGCGCAGCCGGCGCGGCAUCCACCGCUCGUCGGGUGACGAUGACGACGAGGAUGACGACGAGGACGAAGACUCGGAUGACUCGGCGUACGUGCGCAAACAAAAGACCAAGGCCCGCCGCGCCCGACGAAACAACAACCGCAGCAAGGGCAGCAUUGGCAGCGCUGCGGAGAGCGUUGGCGCCGCCAGCAAGGCUUUUGGCGAGUUUGCGGCCAACAGUUUUGGUGCCGGCACCGACGAGCAGCUGAUCCAGGGUGUGCCCAACGACCUGCUGUUGCCGGGUGCCAUUGUGACGUUGUCGGUGGUAAUCCUGGGCGUCUUUACGAUUUCACGGUUGACGAGAUGA